AUGUUGGUGCUGCGUCUGCUGGUCGUCCUGCUGGCUGGCUUCACCCUCUUCAGUGACGAGCAGGAGCGGUUCCUGUGCAACACCCUCCAGCCGGGCUGCUCCAAUGUGUGCUUUGAUGCGUUUGCACCCGUGUCCGUCUUCCGUCUCUGGCUCUUCCACCUCAUCUUGCUCUGUCUUCCCCAUGUGCUGUUUGCAACCUACGUCAUGCACAAAGUUUUGUCAUAUCCGUAUUUUGGAGGUUUCUCCUGCGACAGGAGUCCAGAAGGUUCACCUUUCACCCUUGAGAACUCGAGCUCCUCUCGAGAACUGUCCUUGCGCAAAGCUUCACUUCACAACCUCCCACAUGAAUGGGGAGUGCUGCGCUUCUACUGCUCUUACUUCCUGGUUGUAAUUCUACGCAUCCUGCUAGAAAUACUUUUUGGUGCAAGCCAGUUCUUUCUCUUUGGUUUGUCCAUUCCUAAGAGCUUCCUCUGUUACGAGGCUCCCUGCAAAUCUGGAGUAGAGUGCUUCAUCUCCAGACCAACGGAGAAGACCGUAAUGCUCAACUUGAUGCUGGGUGUCGCCACCUUGUCCAUUCUGCUUAGUGUGGUCGACCUGGUGAGCUCCAUGAAGGCGAUGGUGAGAUGGAGGAGGAAAAGGGAGAUGUUGAUGGAGCAGAUGUGUAAAGGAGAGCAAAGCAGUAUGCGUACAACCACAACUACGACUGAAGACAGCGAGGUCCUCUUAACCAAAAGAAUCAGCCCCGGUGAAAACGCAAAGAACGGUUUUAAAGAUGAGAAACAUGCAAAUCAUAAAAAGAGGAACGAUGGAAGCUCUAACGACAAGAGUCCAGGGAGCAAAGAUGCUAAAGUCGAGAUGUCUCGUUCACACACUCCCAUGAGCUCUCCGAUAGCAACUCACUUUGUCCUCCACGGCCACCUGAGAGCUCCACUGUGCCCUCGUCCUGACCGAGGACCAGCACCAAAGCCCAGGAUGCCAACACCUAAACUGGACCAGUACACUCCGGGUCCACAACACUCAGGCCAACAGUCCGACAGCAAUGAAUCUCAAGACAAGAGGGCAUGGGUGUAA
This is a messenger RNA of Cottoperca gobio, 1071 nucleotides long. Its product is annotated as gap junction delta-4 protein-like. The transcript has a single exon. NCBI's taxonomy places the organism in Eukaryota, Metazoa, Chordata, Actinopteri, Perciformes, Bovichtidae. Gene Ontology annotation, cellular component: connexin complex. The record is from RefSeq and is a predicted model, not a curated record. Bases 1 to 1071 code for a protein of 356 amino acids. Gene Ontology annotation, biological process: cell-cell signaling. Gene Ontology annotation, molecular function: gap junction channel activity.